Thalassophryne amazonica is the source of this 1491-nucleotide messenger RNA. It is a transcript of the gene tmem183a, whose product is annotated as transmembrane protein 183A. The transcript has 8 exons. Gene Ontology annotation, cellular component: SCF ubiquitin ligase complex. Gene Ontology annotation, molecular function: protein binding. Gene Ontology annotation, biological process: regulation of protein stability. Bases 141 to 1229 code for a protein of 362 amino acids. The record is from RefSeq and is a predicted model, not a curated record. Lineage: Eukaryota; Metazoa; Chordata; Actinopteri; Batrachoidiformes; Batrachoididae.
UUCCAUGAUGGCUGAAGAUCCUGGCGGAACAUUUUUCAAUUUCUUUAUCUUUUUUCUCUUUUUCUCUUUGCUCCCGCUUGCCAUAGAGACAUGGCAGGACCAGCUGCCCCAUUAAAGGUUCACGAAUCAUUGGUGUCGACAUGCCCAAGAAAGGGAACCGAAAACGGCUGAAAUUUCGUCCCGGGGACGUUUGUUUGGAAUCAGUGACUGUUGCUGAUUAUGCUAAUGCUGAUCCAGCCAUUGUGAAGUCAGGGAGGGUGAAAAAGGCUGUUGUUAAUGCAGUUGAAAAAGAAGUUAAAUUACUGUGCAGUCUGGAAGCCUCUCAGGGUGCUGUACAAGAAGUUCUCUCGUCUGCACGGAGUGUCAAUGGAGAGGAUUUGGGCAGCAGUGAUGAACUUCACCUCGAUGAAAAUGGAGAAAAUGAAACUAAACUCACACGCAAAAAGAAAAACAAGAGGAGAAAAGAAAGCAGUGAGAGCAGUGAUGGAGAAGAAUAUCCAGUGGACAUUUGGUUAGUUUUGUCGUCCUAUAUCCGGCCAGAAGACGUGUGUCGAUUUGCACUUAUUUGUAAGAACGCCUGGAUGGUCACCUGCACAGCAGUUUUUUGGACAAGGCUCUACAGAAAGCACUACAAGAUUGAUGUUGAUCUGCCGUUUCGUCUCCAGCCUGACUCUGUUGACAGGAUGCACUGCCUACGGGCCCGUGUGAUUCGCUCUUUAUUCCAUUUGUAUGAGCCAUUUUCUUCAAGAGUCUCAAGAAUUCCUGCCCUGCCAGAAGCCACACCUACAACCCUGCUUAAUUCCAAGUGUUUACUUUUUGGCAUCAAAAAGGUCUCAGGAACCCGAUCAGAGACCUUGUGGGAAUUCAACUUUAAGUUUAUGAAGCAGCAAGGACACUGGAAGAAUGGUGGUACAAAGUCCUUGCUCAUGCCCAGGCAGUACAAAGAGGUCCACAUGAACCCAGACUCGGACUGCUACGUGCUUCAGGUCACGACCCUCAACUUCAUCUUCAUCCCUGUGGUCAUGGGCAUGACCCUCACAUUGUUCACAAUCAAUGUCAGCACAGACAUGCGUCACCACCGCGUCCGUCUGGUGUUCCAGGACUCACCACUCCAGCGUGGGAAAUGGAGAGGGGAUCAGGGUGGGACCCAGGUGGUGCUCGAUCCUGUACAUAGUGUGAGGCUCAUGGACUGGUGGCAUCCACAAUACCCAUCUUCACCUUACACAUGAGAGCUUUCUUCUCUUCGAUUUUUGCUACAGCAGAAUAUUUCACAAAGAAUCCUGCUGUUUUGCCAUCCGAUUUACCAAUAACAAAUGAUAGUGGAUAGAUAGUCAUGAGACGAGACUUUGAACAUUCAGUUACUUUAAAAAAUUCCAGCUGAUUAUUCUUAGAGAACCAAACACAGAGCAACUACAGUAGGAUCAAAGUUAAGGAAAGUAAAAACAAUCAAAAAAAAAAAAAAUUAGAGGUUGGAGAAAGAUCUUUAAGUAU